UAAUCUGUCCUUUUCCCCGUCGCCUUACUCCAAGGGUAGGGGGUGUGCAUAGGCAGGUACAAAACCUAUGCUUAAAACUUUCUUUAAGGAAAGUUCAUACUUACAUUUAUUGUUGUUCACACCUAUUUUUUCACCCAUUUUUCCAUUACGGAUAUAAUUUUUAAAUUUGACCCAAGAUGAUUGACACAGUGACAGGACCUACAGCACUGCCCUUUGCAGUCCAACUAAAGACCCUACUAGACCUGGAGGGCCGCUUCCAGCCGAAGCUGAGUGGUUUGAGGAUCAUCGAGAGCGCACCGGAGAACGGUCUCAGGAUGACGACCCGACUCCGAGAGUUGGAGGUGAAGGACCUGCUGACUCUGACCAGGUUCUUUGGUUUCAGCUCUGACACGUUCUCUCUGGCCAUCAGCCUCCUCGACCGCUUCCUCUCGGUCAUGAAGAUACAACCAAAGCACCUUUCCUGCGUGGGUCUCUGCUGCUUCUACAUCGCCGUGAAGUCGUCGGAAGACAAGAAAAACGUCCCCCUGGCCAACGACCUGAUCCGCAUCAGCCAGAACCGAUUCACCGUAUCUGACAUGAUGCGGAUGGAGAAGAUCAUUAUGGAGAAAGUCAACUGGAAAGUGAAGGCGCCCACUGCUCUCCGCUUCCUCCGCCUCUUUCACAGCUACGUCGAGGAGCAGCUCGGCACCGAGAGUGAGAACUUCCUGAGCCUGGAUAGACUGGAGGCUCAACUGAAAGCUUGCCACUGCUCUUUUGUCUUCUCUAAAUUGAAGCCAUCCGUGCUUGCCAUGGCUCUCUUGUGUCUUGGUGUUGACGACCAACAUGACCCAGAGCACAUGGAGAAUAUUUCCGAGGCCCUGAACAGUCUGCAGAUGUUACUGACUCUUAAAGAUGGCGAUCUCGUGUGUGUGCGGGAGCUGGUGGGGAAAUGCCUGGCCGAGUACGCCACCUCCAAGUGCUCCAGGCCCAACAGCCAGAGACUUCGCUGGACCAUUUCGGGAAGAACAGCUCGUCAGCUCAAGCACAGCUACUACAAGAUUAGCCAUCUUCCCACCAUACCCGAGUCGGCUUGUUAAAAGUCCUGGCCACCGUGCCGUCACCUGACCCAAAAUGACCCCAUUCUCUGAUUCGCUGUACCUAAUCAGGUGAUUUGGCUCACAUAACACCUCCCACUUUAUAUAUUUUUUAACUUAAAGAUCCUCAUCAGCGAGAUGGCGUUCUCUAAGUUAAAACAGUUUUUCCGCGGGUGUGCGAGUGCACAAGUAUGUUCUUGUUUGAAUCCGUACCAUGGUGUUUUGGUAUUUUCCUGGAACGGGUUUUGAGUUUUAAGCUUUAUAAAGUAUUGAACCACCUAGGUCCUCAGUCCACCAUGUGGAAGAGGAGGGAGAAGGAUUCUGAGAAACAAAAAUACGGAACCAAGAAAUCGGGCCCAGAAUCCUUAACUUCCACCCUAGGUUGCUAAGCCGUCUUGAAUGCACACUCCUACCCAAGGUGAUUUUUUUUUUCCUUCCUUCCCCUUCAAAGAGCAUGUUGAUGCUACUAGUGAAACCCGCCAUGUGAGCGGUCACCAGCGGUUGAAGAUGAGUUGUUUUCACCAUUUGAUACAUUUGAUGGCACGGAGUGAAGCGCCACACGUUUUCAAUGACUUAAGACAAUGGAAUUUGCCUCGCAUUUCCUUUGCCAUUUUGUGUUGUAUGACAAGUGUCACUUUUAGUUCCAAAAAAAAAAAAAAAUACAUUCAAAAUGACUGAAUGCACCAUCUCCAAAUGUUCUUGGACCUUUCAAUAAAACUUUAUUGAAAAGCUA
Molecule: messenger RNA, 1806 nt
Organism: Doryrhamphus excisus (bluestripe pipefish)
Lineage: Eukaryota; Metazoa; Chordata; Actinopteri; Syngnathiformes; Syngnathidae
Gene: ccng1
Product: cyclin G1
Source: RefSeq, a predicted model, not a curated record